CCAUUCACUCGACGGCUGAUUGUGUCAAUUCAAACAUUAGCAGUGUCUCAAGUGCGUCAGUGCGGUGUAGUCUUCAGUGCAGCAGAAACCCAAACGCCAUGGCCGACCGUAAGAUAACGCCCAUGUUCAACGACUACGUGUACGAGGCGAUCCGCCGGAUCGCGGUCGAGCAGGGCUUUACGCCGGAUCUGUUUUCGGUCGACUUUGACGAGGAGACGCGCCUGGAGUGCGACGGGUACGUGAGCUUCGUCUUCAAGGCCAUCAUCAACGGGGACGAUCGGGAGUUUACGCUGUGGUGCAAGGUGCCGCCGAACGGUGACGAACGUUCGCUCGAGCUGUUCAAGCGCGAGUGCUUCUUCUACCGUGAAACGCUGCACGGGUUCUACGAGUUCCAGGCGGAGAAGGGUCUGGCGGAGGAGUCGGGCGACGGGUUCUAUGCGACGCCCAAGUGCUAUCUGGCACACUGCAACACGGAUGCGCCGGAGCCGGAAGCACUGAUCAUGCUGGAGUACAACGAAGCGUUCGAGAAGUGGGACUGGGACAAGCUGGAACCGAUCAACGUGGAGCAUACGCGGCUGGUGAUGGAGCAGCUGGGCCGUCUGCAUGCGCUCUCGUUUGCGAUGAAGGAGCAGCGGCCGGAGCUGUUCGAGCAGUACAAGCGGGCCGGACAGCCGGACUCGGCGUUGAUCACGCUGAUGAAGGAAUCGUUCGAUCGGGCGUUGAUCACGAUGAGGACGCGCUUCGAGUCGGAACAGGAGCGUAUCGUCGCCGUGAAGGAUGCAGUGUUUGAGAGUUUGAAGAAGUGUUGCGAUCCGGCCACCGCCGAACCGUACUGUGUCGUCACGCACGGUGACUGCUGGAUCAACAAUAUCAUCUACUCGCAUAACGAGAACAACGUGGCAACGGGGGUUAUCUUGACGGACUGGCAAUCGUCCCGGUACGCUUCGCCCAUCCUCGACCUGUGCUACUUCUUCUUCAUCUCGGCCGGGGAACAGUUCCGGCGCGACAAUAUGGACAGCCUGCUGCACCACUACCACGGUGCGCUGGCGGACUUUCUGGCCAAACUUGGUGGAGAUGCGGCGCGUCAGUUCCCGCUCACCACUCUGCUGAGGCUGAUGAAGCCGUACCGUGAUCUGCUCGGGAGCUAGUCGCAUGCGUUUCCCGCGCAUCGCGCACAGUGUCUGUGACACGCGUUGUUUGCAACUGUGACCGCAUCCGGAAGUGAUCUCGGAUCACUUUGGUCGAUCUGAUGCGUGAUGCGCGGGAUUCCAUCGUUAGGAAACAGUACGGUUCGAUGGUGUGCUGCUGGCGUGAAGCACUUUACAUGGUCUCUACGUGCGAGACAUACCCCCAAACGGGGGUAUAUCUCUGAGGGGUUGAAUGCCCAUAAAUAAAGAUCCAGAGAUAAGAUA
Molecule: messenger RNA, 1412 nt
Organism: Anopheles merus
Lineage: Eukaryota; Metazoa; Arthropoda; Insecta; Diptera; Culicidae
Exons: 2
Coding region: 99-1148 (349 amino acids)
Source: RefSeq, a predicted model, not a curated record